UAUCUAAACUUGAUCGCGGUAUCGAAUCAAUUCAUUCAAUUGACCAUCGCAGAGCUCGUGUCAGUAUUUGUAGCUCUUAAUUGGUGACAAAAAUGUUCAAAUUUACGAUACUGUUCGUAGUUCUCGUGGCUGGUUGCUUGAUGCUGUUGAAUGACAUCGAAGCUGCUAGUAUAAAGACAAAAAAUAAGUCGCGAGGAAAAUCAAAGACCCAAAAUAGGUUCAUUUAUCCCAAACAUGGUCCAAACCCACCCGCACCCCCUCGAAACGCGCCGAACUCGUAUAUGAGGCAAAAAGUUGAUCAAUUUGGCACUGAAUUGGCCAAUAGUGUGGCUCGAGAAGUUGGCAGUCAAGCGGUCGAAGCUGCCGCCGAUGCCAUAAGGUCACCGUCGUGUUCCGAUGGCAGUUGCUCGGGACAGCCCGCCGCCGACGGUCAACAGCCGCAAGUCCUUCCAGCGCAAAUGAUGAAUUCACAGCAGAGAUAGGAUUUCUUUGACGAAAGAAUCGAAGAAUCGUUGCCUAAUAUUUUUAGUAUUUAAUGCAUGUAAGAUUAAGUUCAUAGCUCGUACAUUUGUUUUCCAAAUGUAUGCGGCACACGAAAGAAAUAAUUGCAUGAAAAACUAAUCAUCGAAUAUCAA
This is a messenger RNA of Trichogramma pretiosum, 635 nucleotides long. RefSeq lists its product as uncharacterized. NCBI's taxonomy places the organism in Eukaryota, Metazoa, Arthropoda, Insecta, Hymenoptera, Trichogrammatidae. The transcript has 3 exons. The record is from RefSeq and is a predicted model, not a curated record. Bases 93 to 482 code for a protein of 129 amino acids.